Orycteropus afer afer is the source of this 1861-nucleotide messenger RNA. It is a transcript of the gene FOS, whose product is annotated as Fos proto-oncogene, AP-1 transcription factor subunit. Lineage: Eukaryota; Metazoa; Chordata; Mammalia; Tubulidentata; Orycteropodidae. Gene Ontology annotation, biological process: regulation of transcription by RNA polymerase II. Gene Ontology annotation, cellular component: nucleus. The record is from RefSeq and is a predicted model, not a curated record. Gene Ontology annotation, molecular function: DNA-binding transcription factor activity, RNA polymerase II-specific; RNA polymerase II cis-regulatory region sequence-specific DNA binding.
AAAAUGCUUUAUAAAAGCGACGUCUGCGGCGCCUCGUACUCCAACUGCAUCUGCAGCAGGCAGCAGAGAAAGCGAGACGGAGCCGGCAGCGGCGGCCCAGCGAGCGAGCAGUCUCCGCGCUCCUACCCAGCUCUGCUCACAACUCCCACCUGUUUCCGCCCUCGGCCCCUCGCCCGCCUUGACCUCCCCGCGACCAUGAUGUUCUCGGGCUUCAACGCCGACUACGAGGCGUCCUCCUCCCGCUGCAGCAGCGCCUCGCCUGCCGGGGACAGCCUCUCCUACUACCACUCGCCUGCGGACUCCUUCUCUAGCAUGGGAUCUCCUGUUAAUGCGCAGGAUUUCUGCACGGACCUGGCUGCCUCCAGUGCCAACUUCAUUCCCACGGUGACUGCCAUCUCAACCAGCACUGACCUCCAGUGGCUGGUGCAGCCCACCCUUGUCUCCUCUGUGGCCCCAUCACAGACAAGAGCCGCUCGCCCCUACAGAGUCCCCACCCACUCAGCUGGGGCUUACUCCAGAGCUGGCGUUGUGAAGACCACAACUGGAGGCAGAGCGCCAAGUAUUGGCCGGAGGGGCAAAGUAGAACAGCUGUCCCCAGAAGAAGAGGAGAAAAGGAGAAUCCGAAGGGAGAGGAAUAAGAUGGCUGCAGCCAAAUGCCGGAACCGGAGGAGGGAGCUGACUGAUACACUCCAAGCGGAGACAGAACAAUUAGAAGACGAGAAGUCUGCUCUGCAGACUGAGAUUGCCAACCUGCUAAAGGAGAAGGAAAAGCUGGAGUUUAUCUUGGCAGCUCACCAGCCCGGCUGCAAGAUCCCUGAUGACAUGGGCUUCCCCGAAGAGAUGUCUGUGGCUUCCCUUGAUCUUAGUGGGGGCCUGCCGGAGGCUGCCACCCCCGAGUCUGAGGAGGCCUUCACGCUGCCCCUCCUCAAUGACCCUGAGCCCAAGCCCUCGGUGGAGCCUGUCAAGAACAUCAGCAGUGUGGAGCUGAAGGCCGAGCCCUUCGAUGACUUCCUGUUCCCAGCAUCGUCCAGGCCCAGUGGCUCUGAGACCGCCCGCUCCGUGCCAGACAUGGACCUGUCUGGCUCCUUCUAUGCAGCAGACUGGGAGCCCGUGCACAGCGGCUCCCUGGGGAUGGGGCCCCUGGCCACAGAGCUGGAGCCCCUGUGCACCCCGGUGGUCACCUGUACUCCCAGCUGUACUACUUACACGUCUUCCUUCGUCUUCACCUACCCAGAGGCUGACUCCUUCCCCAGCUGCGCAGCGGCCCAUCGCAAGGGCAGUAGCAGCAACGAGCCCUCCUCUGACUCGCUUAGCUCCCCCACACUGCUGGCCCUGUGAGCAGUUGGGGAAGGGGAGGCAGGGGGCACCCACAUAUGCUGCUGCCUGAGUCAAUGCAUUACAGAGAGGAGAAACAUGUCUUCCCUCGAGGGUUCCUGUAGACCUAGGGAGGAUGUUAUCUGUGCGUGAAUCACACCGGGCUGUGGGCCUCAAGGACUUGAAGGCAUCCCACAUGUGGACUCGAGUCCUUACCUCUUCCAGAGAUGUAGCAAAACGCAUGGAGUGUGUAUUGUUCCCAGUGACACUCUGAGAGCUGGUAGUUAGUAGCAUGUUGAGCCAGGCCUGGGUCUGUGUCUCUUUUCUCUUUCUCCUUAGUCUUCUCAUAGCAUUAACUAAUCUAUUGGGUUCGAUAUUGGAAUUAACCUGGUGCUGGAUAUUUUCGAAUUGUAUCUAGUGCAGCUGAUUUUAACAAUAACUACUGUGUUCCUGGCAAUAGUGUGUUCUGAUUAGAAAUGACCAAUAUUAACUAAGCAGAGAUAUGACUUUAUUUUCUAGUAGAUAGAAAUCAAUAGCUAUAUCCAUG